Molecule: messenger RNA, 608 nt
Organism: Cucurbita maxima (winter squash)
Lineage: Eukaryota; Viridiplantae; Streptophyta; Magnoliopsida; Cucurbitales; Cucurbitaceae
Product: protein PELPK2-like
Exons: 1
Coding region: 64-498 (144 amino acids)
Source: RefSeq, a predicted model, not a curated record
CUUUCACGAUUGAUAUUCUAUAAAUCAUUUCUCGUUACUGUCUUUUGAUUAUUUCGAAAUUUAAUGGCUACUUACUUUUCAACUUUUGUAUAUUCUCUCAUAUUGAGUGCUUUUACGUUGAUGAGCUUCGAUUGUUUUGUCACGGCGGUGAGUGCGAGACAUCUUUUGGAGAUGCCAUUACCCAAGGUGCCUGAAGAGCUUCCGAAGCCAGAAGUACCCAGUUUGUCAAAGCCCGAGCUUCCUCCAUUGCCGAAGGUUGAGUUACCUCCUUUGGAAAAGCCUAAAGUACCCGAAUUGCCGAAACCUGAGCUCCCAAAAUUACCUCAAUUGCCUAAAUUUGAGGUUCCCGAAGUACCAAAAUUGCCCAACUUGCCUAAACCUGAAGUUCCUAAGUUGCCGGAAUUAACACCUCUCCCAAAGCCUGUUUUGCCUACCCUUCCAAAGGACAUUCCUAUCCCUUCGUUCAACCCACCACAUACAUCUACCACUAAACCUUGAAUACCGUAUUCAACUUUUGUUUACAAUAGUGGAACUAAACAUACCUCAUAUACGACUAAAAACUAUAUUUAUUUUUCCUUUUUUAGCUAUCAUUAUUAGUAUGGGUACGA